Molecule: messenger RNA, 3162 nt
Organism: Oncorhynchus tshawytscha (Chinook salmon)
Lineage: Eukaryota; Metazoa; Chordata; Actinopteri; Salmoniformes; Salmonidae
Product: probable G-protein coupled receptor 101
Exons: 2
Coding region: 524-1867 (447 amino acids)
Biological process (GO): G protein-coupled receptor signaling pathway
Cellular component (GO): membrane
Molecular function (GO): G protein-coupled receptor activity
Source: RefSeq, a predicted model, not a curated record
UACAGAUGAGCAGCUAUCAGUCUCACAAGGCAGGUGUCGUUGUUUUAUGACAAGCUCGAAUCGACUGUGUAUAGGGCUAACCCACUAUCAAUGGGUAAGCGCAGUAUUUCUAGUCCGUUAGGUUUGAUCUGUCAUGAAAAUUAACAGUAAAGAGCAGUGGAGGUUAUAUGCUUGUGAAAAUAAGAUGCCCCCGCUGAGUGAGUGAUGACAAGCCGUGGGGAGGCUGCUGACAUUGACGAUACAGCAGAGACUGACUAAAAUGGGAGCGCGGCGAAGAAAUGACAAUCCAACCGUAUCAAUGGGGGAACCAGCGAUCUGGUGCUGAGGAGAACGGAGCAUCAUCACCGACCAAAACACCAGACUUCAGCAUCUCAACAGAAUCCGCCACAUAACAAAGAUGGCCAUUUCAAGAUGGAAAUUCGACUGACAGAUAAGAAGGACCUGUGAGACGUCGGGUGGAAACUGGGGACCCUGUCGGAGCUACAGCCACACAUGCUGUCUCCCUCACCCCACCAGCCUCAGCAUGCCCACUUCCGAGGCGCCCAGUGUGGGCAGUAACUCCAGCACCGUGCCCUGGGACCCUGGUUCCUCUGGUCCUCCUGGCCCCACAGAUUGGCCGUCGGUGGCCAACAGCGUAGUGAAGAUGGUGCUGAUCUCAGCCAUCGUGUGUGUGUCUCUGUUUGGUAACGUGGUGGUGUUGUUGGUGUUCCAGAGGAAGCCUCAGCUUCUCCACGUGGCCAACCGCUUCGUGCUCAACCUCCUCCUGGCAGACCUGCUCCAGACCGUGCUGGUCAUGCCCUUCGCCAUCGCUGCCACUAUGCCCGGCGUGUGGCCCCUGGACGCCCGCCUCUGCCAGGCCCUGGUGGUGCUCAUGCACCUGUUUGCCUUUGCCGGAGUCAACACCAUCAUCGUGGUGUCAGUGGACCGUUACCUGGCUAUCAUCCACCCACUGUCCUACCCCACCCGUAUGACCCCUCAUCUGGGCACCAACCUCAUCGCAUGCACCUGGGUGCUCAGCCUGCUCCAGAGCACGCCACCCCUCUACGGCUGGGGGGCCAUAGACUUUGACCGCAGGCAUAACGUGUGUUCUGUGGUGUGGUCCUCUAGCCUGUCCUACUCAGCCCUGGUUGCCACGUUCUCCUUCUGGCUGCCUGUGCUCAUCAUGCUGGGCUGUUACUGGAUGGUGUUCAGGGCAGCAAGGAGGCAGAACGCCCUGGUGCACCCCAUCCAGACCCACUCUAAGUCCCAGCCUAACCAGCCUCCGGACCCCCAGGCCCCCUGCAUAGGCAGCCCUCAGCGCCUGCCCCAACAGCCACCCCCACCCUUGGACUCCUUCUCGGCCGGGGGGUACCCCAUCCGGGGCAGGCACAGACGUUUCCACUACCACUGCAAGGCAGCCCGGGUGGUGUUUGUCAUCAUGGCAUCGUACAUCCUGAGCAUGGGACCUUACAGUGUUCUCAACACAAUGUCCAUUCGCUCCAGUGCUGCUGUGCCUCCAUGGCUGGCCUCCCUAGCCCUAGUGCUCUUCUUCUUGCAGUGCUGCCUCCACCCCUACAUCUACGGCUACAUGCACCGCAGUGUGAGGAAGGAGUUCCUGGCCCUACUGUGUGGUCCACUCUGCAGGCAGGGCCUUCUCUGCCACACCUCUGCACAGGACAGCUGCUUCACCGUGACCGACGGACGAUCCACGCAGCCCCAUCUGCCCAGCCUGGCUGCCCGCGUCUGCCCCCUCCGCACCUGGGAGGAGGGCACCACCACGGAGGCUACCUCCUCCACCAUGGAUAGGAGGUCCAGGGACAGCCGUAAAGACAUCACCUCCACCAGCCUGAGCUCUGAGAGAGAGCUCACCGUCCACACCACCACGUAGUAGACAAGUCUACAGCAAAACAGCCUGGGAGAUGGGUUGAACUGUUUUUCGUGUGGCAGUUUUCCCCUCCAGUGAAGACAUGGUUAUUCAGCAUGGCUAAACUUGAGCAGAUUUGCCUUCUGGUCUACAGGGUUUUCCAUUCUGACAAUAGCUAUGUUUCCACGAACUUGUCCAGUACUUUUUUUUGUUGACGUUUAGAAAGUUUGCAUAGAUGAUAGAUUCGACAAUUACCUGCUACAGUGAGUUUCCAUUUAAAACAAACUUAUGUCGAUAAAAACAGCUGUACGUAAUGACGUCACAACUAAUUAAACACGUUUUCGGAAAAACCUAUAGUGUCGAAUAAAAAUUAAGUGGUUGAAGUGUUUCCAUGACCCGUUUAGGCAAAUUGCACAUGAAUAAAUUGUCGACAGCCUAGAAUAAUUGGGUGGUGAAACUUGCAUCCAGCCAACCAGAAAAUCUAUGUGAAGCAAUUCAGCCAUUCUUGAAAGUCAGGACAAGGAUCCUGCAAAGAAACAUAUUUUUUUUAUAGUUAAAACAUUGAUUUAGCAGGCUGUAGGCAUUUAGAAUUCAAAUGUGGAGUGGCGCUUCAUAGUACGUGUUGAAAUCACGUGCCCCGCGUACCUUCAAAAGUAUUUGGCAAUACAUUUUUCAGAAAAACACAGAUUCUAUCAUCAUUUGUUGCAAUAAAGAAAGUUUGACAAAAGAAAACUCCACCCCUGUUGAAUGGAUAAAAAUGUUGUCGACCUGAAGAAAAUGUCUCCUAUAUCUGCCGUUUCCAUUACACAUCACAACGAGACCUGUCCUGCAGUGUUUUCCGUGAAAAGCCAUUGUUAGUUCUCCUAUUGUUCAGUUAUGGUUGAUGCGUAAUUUUGAGUGUUUUCUACCCUCAGAGAAAAAUCUCUGUCAAACAUCCACGAAACAGAUCAGUAGUAUCAUAUCAAAUUUAAAGAACAUGCCGCAAAUGUAUUUGACUGUUCUAACCGUUGUUACAGAACACAAACUCCUCAUGGUGACAGCUUAUUAUGUUUGUCUCCCGUGAGGAGUAUUACUACUCACCCUGCCUGUAGUGCAAUAAUGUUGUAACUGUACUGUAUAAUAUAACACAUGAUGUCAAGGAAGAGAUGGCUGAGAGGGACCAAAAUGACCGGUGAUUCAUGUAAUUCAUGAAUCUGAUUCACUAGUUUAGCACCAGAAUUAUCACAACUAGCUACCUAUCAUAUGCACAGUUGUCCUUCUGCAUUUCCAGAAUCUCAUCUACUAUCCCCAUUUAUCUCUGUGCCCCAUUACUCAGUAAG